This is a messenger RNA of Symbiodinium natans, 249 nucleotides long. NCBI's taxonomy places the organism in Eukaryota, Dinophyceae, Suessiales, Symbiodiniaceae. The record is from the annotation of a GenBank genome assembly.
AUGGGCCUGGCGCAGCGGACUUCGAUGGGCCUGGGAUCCCGGGGAUCCCGCAGUUUGUCGGACAAGGAAAGGAGCUUGCAGAAAGAGAGGCGAGAUGCGGUGGCGGAGUUCUUUCCAGCCAUUGCUUUCACAAUUCCCAACACGAUCAUCUACAUCGCCCGUGAACCCUUGAAGAACGUCAACCGCAGCACAAGUCGAGCAAUCACAGCCGAGGUGUUCAACGGACUCCGGCCGGUCGUGAGCAGUUAA